AUGAUCACGGAAGAGAACUACUGUAUCAGCGAGAUCUCUCGCUUUCUCAUCCUCUUAGGAGGUCUAUGCGCUAGUGUGUGCAUUUCCACCAUGUACGGCUUCAACAUUCUCAGCAACAAGAUGAUGGAGCUGUUCAACUUAAGCAGCUCUGACCUGACAACCAUCACCACCGUAGGCACUGUGGUUGGCUUUGCAACCUUCCCCUGUGGUGUGUGGCUCGACUACGCUGGUCCUGUUCCCAUCCUUAUCUUCGCCACAACGCUCACUACACUGGGUGUCCUCCUCUACGCCCUUGCCUUCAACGGCAACAUCAAGGGUAGCGUUACCACGCUCGCCGUCUUCUGCGCCAUCAUGAACCUUGGCUGCUCCUCCUUCGAUACAGGCUCACUGAUGGCCGUGCUUGGCAGCUUUCCGCUGACGAAGGGCCCCGUUGUGGCCAUCAUGAAGACCUUUACUGGUCUCGGUGCUUCCAUCCUGGCCCUCAUCAACUACAGCUUCUUCCGAAAUAGCGAUGCACACUACAUGUUCUUCAUGGCGGGCCUCAUCGUCUUUAUGGGCAUUGUUGCGAUCGUCUUCAUUCGCUUCCCUCCCUACCACAUUCUUGAUGGCGAGAAAACCCGCGUGCCGCAGCAGGUGCAGGCGCGCCGCCGCCUGACGGAACGGGCUUACCUGACGCAGUACCCGCCGAUGACUCGGUUCUACCUCGGCUUUGGUAUUAUUGUUUCGCUUGUCGUGUACCUGACGGCGCAGUCGUUCUCUGUAGCCUACGCGAACCCGAGCGACUCGGCGCGCAUGGGUAACACAGUUGCAAUCAUAGUGCUUGUGCUCUCCCUGGGACUCAUGGCGGCCCCAUUUCCGUUUCUAGGCGGGAUGGACAAGGAGGCGAGCAAGGAGUACCCCAAUUACCCGCAGGACGCGGGGAUAGGCUUCGAGAACGAGAGUGAUAAGCGUUUGCUGAAGCCUGCGGCUGACAACACAACUCAAGCUGAGAACACGCCGGCAAAUGUGUAUGAGUCACAGAAGCCCUGCGACGAGCGCGCGGAUGCCAGUCGCCCAGAGGCCUGCUGGAGGACCGCAUCCCAAGUUAUCGUGGUCGCAGAGAAAGUGGUAGUGGAAAAAAAGCUUCCCCGGAACAACUACUACGAUCAAGAUCCAAAGUACCAUACGACCUUCUGGCAGAGCCUCAAGCAACCCGAUAUCUGGCUGUGCUGUUGGAAUGCACUGGCGACCUGGGGCUGCGGCAUGGUCGUGGCUUUCAACUCUGCACAGAUCUACCGCGCCUUGGCAAACGACGUCUACGAGUCCAAGGUGAAUACCAUGUACUCUGCCAUCAUCAGCGUGGCGAGUGCGCUGGGCCGCCUGACCAUGGGUGUGCUAGAGUUUAUCCUGAGCCACCAGCCGUCCGAGAUGCGGCCGGUCAUCACCAUCGCUUAUCCCGUGUCUUCCAUCUGCAUGGUGAUCGGCCUCAUCUUCUUGCUCGCCCUUCCACUGGAGUCAAAGGCCAUUGUCAUUGGCUUCUUCUUUAGCUCCUUCGGCAACGGCUUCAGCUGGGCCUGCACGGCUCUGACAGUGCAUUCUGUCUUCGCCAAGGACAUAGGCAAGCACUACAACUUCAUGUACGUCGGUGCCUUCAUUGCAGUCAUUGCGCUGAAUCGCUUUGGCUACGGUGAGAACUACGAUCGCCAGGCAAAGUUGAACCGUGAUGCCGACUUGGCUGCUGGCAGGACGCCCAUCUAUCCACGCUGCGCCGGGAAGAAGUGCGUGGCCAACAGCAUGGUCAUUCUACUGUGCGUCAACGCGACGGCAAUUGUGGGCAGCACGUGGUUCCACCUGCGCUACCGCAGGUUCGUCCUCAAGCGCCGCGUUGAGUGUACUGUGGAACUGGAGAAUUGCCGCCUUGAUGUGCAGCAGGCAGAGAAUGUGCAGCCGGGGUUGAACUCGGUGAAUAUGUGUAGCGAAACACAUUAG
Molecule: messenger RNA, 1968 nt
Organism: Leishmania braziliensis MHOM/BR/75/M2904
Lineage: Eukaryota; Euglenozoa; Kinetoplastea; Trypanosomatida; Trypanosomatidae
Exons: 1
Coding region: 1-1968 (655 amino acids)
Biological process (GO): transmembrane transport
Cellular component (GO): membrane
Molecular function (GO): transmembrane transporter activity
Source: RefSeq, a predicted model, not a curated record